AUGUCGCGCUCCUCGUCACCACCAUCUCCACUGCACGACGAUGAAAAGCCCGGAGCCUUACCACAAUUCCAACUCGAAAAUGAGGAUUCCAACACGACCUCAGACUCUGGUCGCCUCCAUGCCCUCGAACAACUAGAAAUCCUCCCCCAAAUGCUCCAAGAGGGCAUUCUCUUCGCCGGCUCCGGCGCAGCCCUGCUCCUCCAAGCAGCCCUGCCCGCAAUCCGCGAAGAAGAAGUCAAAGAAAGCCCCAAGGACCUCGCAACAGAACUCCUCGACGCCCUCCAAGCACACCUCAGCUACAUCUCCGUCCUAGUCUUCGGCACCCGCGCAGAGCGCAAGAUCCUUCUUGAGCUACUCCAGCGCGGCGAAGCACCAGGUCUCGGCGGCGGAAACAACAACCGCUUCGCGCACCACCCUGCCCUGCAGCGCUGGAUGGCUGCAACACUCUAUGCCACUGCAACAGACUUCUACCAGCGCGUCUAUGGCCGUGUCGACUAUGACACCGCUCAGCGUGGGUAUGCGGAGUUCACCAUGCUGAUGAACUGCCUCGGGAUGCCGGCGGGUACAUGGCCCGAAUCGAGACAGGCAUUCUGGUCUUUCUGGGAUGAUCAGGUUGGACAGCUGACUGUUUCGGCGGACGCCGCCCAGUUUGCGAAGAGUUUGCGGGAGAGUACCGAUAUGCCUAAGUGGGUGCAGCGUAUUAAGCCCUUCUUGCGCGUCGUUACUAUUGAAAUGUUACCGCCCAAGCUGCGGGAUGCGUAUGGGCUGAAAUCCACUACGGGAACUCGUAUGCUGUACCGUACGUGGAUGGGAUUCUCCGUCGCUGUUUAUCCUGCUAUGCCAAACAAGAUGCGAGCCUAUCCUUUGCGAUACUACCAGGAUCGUCUGCGCGAGAAGCUGAACGUGGUUUGA
This is a messenger RNA of Penicillium verhagenii, 912 nucleotides long. RefSeq names its product oxygenase MpaB family protein. NCBI's taxonomy places the organism in Eukaryota, Fungi, Ascomycota, Eurotiomycetes, Eurotiales, Aspergillaceae. Bases 1 to 912 code for a protein of 303 amino acids. The record is from RefSeq and is a predicted model, not a curated record. The transcript has a single exon. Gene Ontology annotation, molecular function: oxidoreductase activity.